Molecule: messenger RNA, 2036 nt
Organism: Tripterygium wilfordii
Lineage: Eukaryota; Viridiplantae; Streptophyta; Magnoliopsida; Celastrales; Celastraceae
Product: terpene synthase 10-like
Exons: 7
Coding region: 35-1921 (628 amino acids)
Biological process (GO): diterpenoid biosynthetic process
Molecular function (GO): terpene synthase activity; magnesium ion binding
Source: RefSeq, a predicted model, not a curated record
UGCCUUGGCUUUCGUCUAGGGAUAAGAACAUGAUAUGUGUAUAAAUGCAUGUGGAUUUCUCUGCAAUUUGGUCAUCUCAUAUGCACAACAAGUGUUCGAUAAAAUUCCAUCGCUAGACCAAGGCCUUAACUUCUCCUCAAUGGCUCUUAUCCACAUACCUUGUGCCCUCUCUAUCUCAACAAUCUCUAGCCAGCACCAACAGAGAAACCACACUUCCUUCUCAUCACUGAUCAGCAAAACCUUUGUCCCUUGUACGAUCAAAUGUGUUAUUGUAGAUCCUGAAAAGAUCGUUAUUAGACGAUCCGCAAACUACCAACCUCCUGUUUGGGAUCACAAUUAUAUUCAGUCCCUCAACAGUGAAUAUUCAGGAGGAUCAUAUGUUGAACAGACUAACAAGCUUAAGGGUGAAGUGAAGAUGAUGCUAAACAAAGUGGUGGAUCAUGUCGAACAACUCGAGCUAAUCGAUACCUUACAGAGGCUCGGAUUGUCCUAUCACUUUGAAGAAGACAUUAAGCGAAUAAUCGACACCAUCUACCACAAUAUUCAGAACAAUAAACAGAGUAAAAGAGAGAUGAAUUUAUAUGCUACUUCUCUAGAAUUUAGAAUACUACGUCAACGAGGCUAUAAUUUAAAUCAAGAGGUUUUCCGAAGCUUCGUCCAAGAUGACAGUGGAAAUUUCAUGGCAUUUCUUCGUGACGAUAUCCAAGGAAUGUUACAUCUGUAUGAAGCUUCAUUUCUGAUGGUUGGCGGUGAAACUAUCUUGGAGGAUGCAAAAGAUUUUGCUUCAAAACAUCUGGAGGAGUAUGUUAAAAACAAAAAUCGAGAUCAAGAUCAUGUUUUGUACGAGCUAGUGAGUCAUGCCUUGGAGCUUCCAUUGCAUUGGAGGAUGCUAAGAUUGGAAGCUAGGUGGUUUAUUGAUGUUUAUGACAGAACACGAGGCAUGAAUCCAACUCUACUUGAGUUUGCUAAGUUGGAUUUCAAUAUUGUUCAAGCUGAACACCAGAAAGAUGUUCGAUUAGCUUCCAGGUGGUGGAGGUCUACUGGAGUAGGUGAAACAUUGAGUUUUGCAAGGGACAGAUUGAUGGAGAACUUUCUCUGGUCUGUUGGGAUGGCAUUUGAGCCUCAUUUUGGAUACUACAGGAGGAUGGAAACCAGAGUCCACGCACUUCUCACCGCACUUGAUGAUGUUUACGAUGUCUAUGGCAGUUUGGAUGAGCUCGAACUCUUUACAGAUGCUAUUCAAAGAUGGAACGUGAAUGUAAUUGAAGAACUUCCAGACUACAUGAGGAUACCUUUCUUCACUCUCUACAAUGCCAUGAAUGAAGUAGCUUUCAAUGUUCUAAAGGAAAAAGGAUUCCACGUUGUUACUUGCUUGAAGAAAGCUUUGGCAGAUUUAUUCAGAUGUUAUUUAUCUGAGGCGAAGUGGUUUUACAGUGGAUACACACCGACUCUAGAAGAGUACAUGAAGGAAUCAUGGAUAUCAGUGGUAGCACCAACAAUGCUUGUCCAUACUUGUUUGAUUACAAAUCCCUUGUCCAAUGACAUCCUGAAAAGUUUAGCAAAGUAUCCAGAUAUACUUCGUUACUCAUCGAUGAUUGUACGAUUGGCAGACGAUCUCGGAACUUCCCCGGAUGAGAUCAAGAGAGGAGAUAAUCCUAAAUCAAUCCAAUGUUACAUGCACGAAACAGGCGCAUCAGAAGAAGAAGCAAGGCAACACAUACGACAUUUGAUUAGUGAAACAUGGAAGAAAAUUAACGCAGAAAAACUUGCAGAUUCUGAUUUCUCUCCAAUUUUUAUUGACAUCGCAAUAAAUCUGGCACGAACGGCCCAGAUCGUGUACUUGUAUGGAGAUGGUCAUGCUAGCCAAGACAACCAGACCAGGGAUCUUAUGAAAUCACUGUUCAUAGAUCCCAUCUCUUAGAAAUUGGGGGUUUGUUUUAUUACAAGACUUUCAAUAGGCUGUAUAAAUCACCAUGUUUUAUAAUGAUAUCAACAAAUGGUUUUGCUUAAUUAAUGAUUUGAUAUUUAUAAUUUGA